AUUAUUUUGAACCCCAUGUCAACACAAGGCAUCGAAAGGUUCCACGCAAUGAUGAUAUAGUCGAACAUAUGGAUGAACAUCCAGGGAAUCUAUCAAUUUUCACUCAUUCUGGUAGGCCACUGGGAAAAGGAAAGGUUAGAUAUCUCACAGAACAAGAAUUUCAAGCAGCACAAAUGUACAUCUUGUUGAAUUGUAUAGAAGUAAAACCGUACAUUGACAUUUUUGUUAAUGAGUUACACAUGGCCAAUCCAAAUAUCAAUGAUAAACAAGUUGAUGAGAAACUAGAGCGUGAAUUUGAUAAGUGGUUCAAUAAAUAUGUUCACAAUCCCUCCAACAAUAUAUCAAGCCAGUUUUUAAAAGAUCUAUCAAAGGGUCCAUUAAGAAGUGUUAUGUGCUACAAUAGUUAUGUAGUUAAUGGUUAUAAAUUUCACACUAAAGGUUAUGGUUCGCAUAGGGCAACGAUGAACAGUGGGGUGGAGGAUUAUUGCCCAAAAUCUCCAUGCCCUUCUACCAUACUCCAUGAGCAAAGUGAAUUUAUUGAUAAUAAGAAAAAAAAAAUACACGCAGUAGUGAAGAAGAGACCAGAUUCUAGAGAUUCCAAAGCAAACUGCAAGACCCCAAAGCAUGAACUAAAACACCCAAAUUAA
Messenger RNA from Hevea brasiliensis (rubber tree), 647 nucleotides. RefSeq lists its product as uncharacterized. The coding region runs from base 69 to 647 and encodes 192 amino acids. The transcript is spliced from 3 exons. NCBI's taxonomy places the organism in Eukaryota, Viridiplantae, Streptophyta, Magnoliopsida, Malpighiales, Euphorbiaceae. The record is from RefSeq and is a predicted model, not a curated record.